Messenger RNA from Cicer arietinum (chickpea), 2714 nucleotides. Its product is annotated as transcription factor bHLH157. Lineage: Eukaryota; Viridiplantae; Streptophyta; Magnoliopsida; Fabales; Fabaceae. The record is from RefSeq and is a predicted model, not a curated record. Gene Ontology annotation, molecular function: DNA-binding transcription factor activity; protein dimerization activity. Gene Ontology annotation, biological process: regulation of DNA-templated transcription.
AGUGAAAACAAAACAGACAAACCUGACAACAUUCUUGUUCAGUGUUUUGUCUUUCCCUUUUUAUUCCUUUGACACUUCACAUUUCUUUGCUUCUUAAGUCCAAAAUAUUCACCUAACUAAUUCAUAAUCAUUUCUUCAUGUAUAGAUACAUAAAUAAAUAAAUAACCAUAUAGUUAGUAAGUGGAAAAUUGCAAUGGCAAUGACAAUGCCUCUUAGUUUAAGGAAUAAGCUCAAAACUCUUUGUGCUUGUGGUGAUGGUUGGUCUUAUGCAAUUUUCUGGCGCUUUCAUAAGACAAAUCCUAUGUUGUUGACUGUGGAAGAAUCAUAUUAUGAAGAGCAAUUAGGAGAAGAGAUUGCAAAAUUGCUUCCUCAAGUGCACUUGCUGGGUGAAGGAAUUGUUGGUGAAGCUGCUUUCUCCGACAAACACAAUUGGUUGCACUCCGUCAGCUAUGAGGAUGAUUCUGGAUUGUAUCAACAAUUCUCUUCUGGAAUAAAGACAAUUGUGGUCAUACCUAUCAAAUCAUGGGGAGUGGUACAAUUUGGAUCCACAAAUAAGAUUUUGGAGACGAUUAAUUUUUUGGAUCAAACACAAAGUUUGCUCAAGGAGAUUGAUGAUAUGGACAUGAUUGAAGUAUCAGGAAAUGAACUUUUACCAAUGGAUUUUGCAAAUUAUGAUCUCAACGGACUGUUGGCUUCCAUUUCCACUGAAAAUUCAUGUGAUUGGACUCUCAAAUAUACUCUUGAUGAAAACUAUGAUGAGCUAAGAGAAGUUUAUUCUUCUACAAAUCCUAAUGAUCCCUUCUCUUCCCAACACAAGACUUGUGAAGAAACCUCAUCUCUUAGUGACCAAUUGAAUGGUACCAUAGAAGCUUAUUUGGAUCCUGACUCUUCUAUGAACGACAACUUGAUUUCCAAAACCUCCCUUUUUGGUGAAUGGUGUGGUGAAAAUUCUUCUUUUGAUUCAUUAGGCCAACAAUUUGCAUCUGAAAUAAUGGCACAAGAAGUUGUAGAUGUUUGCACUUCAUUUGAUAGCAGCAUUGUUCAUGAUUCAGCAUUCGUCUCAUUGGACAAAGGGUCAUCAUUUCAAGACAAUCAUUCUUCUGAACCUGUUGUUGUCACAGAUGUUGUUUUACCAUCAAGUUCGAUUGAGCCGGUCGAUAUGUCAGAAGAAUUUUUGAAGCUCAGCUCAUUGGACGAUCUUUGUCAGUGGUUUGCUCCUUCUACAGAUGAUAGUAUCUGCACAACAAUGAUUCAAUUAGAUAAUAACCUUCCUGAAUCAAUAGAAUUUAAUCCAACUUUAGCUGAGCAUAACACUAUCACUACAACAGUUAACUCAGAAAUGAAAGAAACAUCUGUACUAAUACACAGUUCUGAAAAUGAUUUCUUGGAUAACUUGGAAUUGGAUUUGGGAUGUGACCAAUCUAGUGAAUGGUGGGGGAAUUUACUUACACCAAUGGUGAGUACUGCUACCGAUAUCGGCUUUUCCGAAUGCAUAUCGGAGUUGAACUAUACUACUACGCUGACUGAUAAUCGGAAGAGGCUAUUCUCAGAGUUGGGAGGAAUUGAAGAGCUUUUGAAGGGUCAAGCAAAUUACAACAAUCCUUUUAAUAGUUCAAAUUUUGAGAAUGAGUUACUAUCAUCUAAUAAGAGACAGAUGGUAGAAUUUUCAUCCAUGAGUAGAACUCAAGUAAAUUUUGCAAGCCUUGUUGGGGCUGAGGCUGGACCAAAUUUGAUGCAAUCUGUUUCUGACUUGGAAAAAUCCAAUAGUGUUUUAACUAAGAAAGAUACAUUCCCAAAAUUACAAGUAGGCAUGUUGAUUAAUGAUAGAAAUAGCAUUAAUAUGAAGAGGGGUGUUUCCUUACACCCUAAGAAACAAGAAGAGCCUACAAAGCCUACCAAGAAGAAGGCUAAGCCUGGAGAGAGUACUCGGCCGCGGCCAAAAGAUCGACAGCAAAUUCAAGACUGUAUUAAAGAAUUGAGAGGAAUCAUCCCUCAUGGUGGAAAGUGUAGCAUUGAUUCUUUGUUAGACCGCACCAUCCGAUACAUGCUUUUCUUACGCAGUGUCAUCAAAUAUGCAGACAUGAUACAUGAGCCUAAUGAGCCAAAGCUUAUUGAACAAGCAAAUGGAGUGGUUCCAAAAGAUAGCGAAAACCGUGGUGCUACAUGGGCGUUUGAAGUAGGAAACCAAACAAUGGUAUGCCCUAUUAUUGUUGAGGACAUGAAUCCACCAGGCCAAAUGCUUAUAGAGAUGCUUUGUGAGGAUCAAGGUUUCUUCCUUGAGAUAGUUGACAUAAUUAAAGGUUUUGGGCUGAAUAUCUUGAAAGCAAAAAUGGAAAUAAAGAAAAGUAAAUUAUGGGGGCGCUUUAUUGUCGAGGCUAAUAGACAUGUGACAAGGAUAGAUGUGUUUUGGUCCCUUAUUCAUCUUCUGCAACAACCAAACAUCACUGGAAGUGAUUCUUCAAAUAAGCAUAGCAAUGUUAUUGAUGCAAACAUCGCUUAACAGUGGCAAUCAAGACGCGCUUAUGUGAUUUCAGAACUAUAUUGAACACAUAAUGUUUUGAAAGUUUAAUAAUAUUUGGAAAAGAAGAGUAUCAGUCCUUUUUAUGCAGGUCUUGAAACAGGAUUUGUUUGUAUAUAGAUUUUAGAUUAGAUUAUACUUAGCAAAAACUUGGAAAAUUCAAGGUUCAUUAUGUCAACUUUGUGUUUCUAUAUAU